Schistosoma intercalatum is the source of this 701-nucleotide messenger RNA. Lineage: Eukaryota; Metazoa; Platyhelminthes; Trematoda; Strigeidida; Schistosomatidae. The record is from the annotation of a GenBank genome assembly.
AUGUUUUGUAUAAGAGAUUACUUCAGAAAGAAGACAUUCUCGAAAACGGAAUUAUGCCGUGAAGGUCUGGUCGAUAACAUAGCAGUUACUAGUGAAGGAGUGGAUUGGAUCACAGAUGAGAUUUCUCAUUCUAGAUUAUUUGACCUCAGUGAAAGUGUCUUAAUCAAGGAGGAUCAGAUAAAAAAUGUAGAUCGAAUAGGUAUUUCUCAUGAAACACUUAGACGUCGUGCUUUGAAUUACAUUUAUGAAGCACGAUACACUUUGAACAAUUUACACAACAUUUUUACCCAAUUAAAAAAAGUUAAUCAAAAGGAAUUGGACACUGAAACAGUUUCAUCAAUACAAGCAUCGUUAGUUCGUUAUCGACAGAAUAUGGAGGAAACUAUUACACACUUGCAAACUAUACUUAACAAACUAGGUGAAUUAGAUGAAUUUUCACAAAUCAGAAAGAAUGGCUUAAAUAAGCUUUCACAGCGAUUACAGGAGAAGAUUCAAAAACAACAGAAUCCGUCAGAUUGUAAAAAGGCCAAAUAUGUAACAUUAGACUUCACUAAUAUAUGUGGAUUGGAUUGUCGCAUGCAUCAACUCAUGUACUGCUUACAAUUGGGUGUUGAAAAUGGGGGUGUUUUUGUAUUAAAGAAACAUCAUUCUGGAGACCCAUUUCGAGAAUGGCUUCAUCAGAGCAUGUUACCACUUUCUGA